AUGGCUAUCAAAAUAUAUGACUAUAACAAGUCUUCUCUGAUUGGUGACUCGAAUGCUAUUGUUGUUAUUUCGGUUGAUUCCCGAUGUUUGUAUACCACUAGCAGACUUGUUGAUUCGGAUCACAUUGAGAAGUUAUUGGUCUUUGGGAAUAGGAUAGCUUUUGUGGCAUCUGGCAAUUCAGAUGUUCGCGAUGAUCUGGCUAGACUUCUUAGAGAUGAGUUUCAGACCAACCAUAAUCUGACCUUUGGUGGUGCUGUGCGACUUGUUCAAGAUAACAUAGAACUGUCUCAAAAGUGGGAAGAUUCAAAGCCUUAA
Oldenlandia corymbosa var. corymbosa is the source of this 315-nucleotide messenger RNA. NCBI's taxonomy places the organism in Eukaryota, Viridiplantae, Streptophyta, Magnoliopsida, Gentianales, Rubiaceae. The record is from the annotation of a GenBank genome assembly.